Homarus americanus (American lobster) is the source of this 2439-nucleotide messenger RNA. Its product is annotated as peroxidase-like. NCBI's taxonomy places the organism in Eukaryota, Metazoa, Arthropoda, Malacostraca, Decapoda, Nephropidae. The transcript has 15 exons. The coding region runs from base 69 to 2174 and encodes 701 amino acids. Gene Ontology annotation, molecular function: peroxidase activity; heme binding. The record is from RefSeq and is a predicted model, not a curated record. Gene Ontology annotation, biological process: response to oxidative stress.
AUGUGGGUCAGUCACUUAUCAUCAGUUGUGGUGGGGAGUCGUAGAUAUUUUGUGUUUAAAAUUCAACGAUGGCAGCAUCAUUUCUACGUUAUUUACUACCGUUAUUAUUAGUGUUAUAUGCAGUGAGAGGAAACCGUGAGAACGAAUGUAUUGAGGUGGGCUUCGCUCGGGCGGCUGGCUCCAACCUACACAAUGGAUACGAGGCUGCUAAGGACGCCGUGUUGGCCAGGUGGGCUGAGGAGGACACCGAGGGGCGGCCCGAUUACGCAGGACUCUCCCCCCUCCUGAAGAACGUAACACGAACGGGGCAGCUGUUGGAGGCGGCGUCGCAGGUGAUCGUGGACUUGAUCCGUAAGACUCGGGUGGGGAAGAGGUGCCGCGGGGCGUGGCUGCUGUCUGGCCUGGAGAAGCAUGUCAUCCCCCUCAUUAACCUGGAUAAAGACCUGGCUGAGGACCUGGGUCUAGUGAUGUCGUUCAGGUGUAUGGUCGGGUCACCUUACCCCAACGUGGACGGCUCGUGCGUCAACCAGGAGUCGCCUGACCUGGGCUCUAUUGGCUCCAAGUUCCUCAGGCUCCAACCCGCUGUGUCUGGCAGUGAUGGAUUCUCGCCUCGUGGGUCAGUGAAUGGGGAGAAGACGCUGCCGUCAGCCCGCCAGGUGGCCCAGCUGCUGAGGAAGUACCUUAAGAAACCUGCCGUGACGGGGCUCUUCUCUGAGUGGUCUCAUUUCAUCCAGCGAGACACAUUCAGCAUACCGGAGUCGCCACAAGCCCAAGAUGUUGACUGUUGUUUAAGUCCCGAGGCUGAGGACUGCGCGCCUAUCCCAGUUGAGGAAGAUGACCCUAUGUCCUCAGCUGUGCCCUGCAUCAACUUCAGAAGGUCGGCCCGUGCCCAGGCAAUCCUAGGACACAGGGAAUCCUUAUCACUAGUCUCCACCUAUCUGGACGCUACACCUGUCUAUGGCCCCUCAGACAAGGUCGCCUUCGAAAGAAAGGCUGGUUACUUCGGCUACCUUAAGACUCCCGAGUUGGUGGAGAAGGCAGAGGAGGGCAACGACGUCAAGUCAGGGAAGGAGGUGAAGUGUGGGGCGCCCGAGAGCUUGGAGGGUUGCUUCCAGAUGGCUCAGGGAGAAGACUGGGCUGAGGACCUGAGACUGCUGCUGGCACUGGAACAUAACCGCCUCGUUGACGCCCUCUCGGAGAUCAACCCACACUUCGAUGACUCCCUCCUCUACAACGAAGCUAGGCGGAUGGUGAUAGCGGGGUACGACCACAUCACCUACGGGGAGUACCUGCCAGUGUUGAUGGGGGAGGCGGCGGUGAAGAAACACUCCCUCGGCCCUGGCGCUGAGGGGCCAGCCGCUAAGUUCAUCCCGGAAGUCAACCCCGGCAUCCUCACCAACUUCGCCCUGGCCUCCUACAGGAAUCCUUCAAUGCACACGGAGUGGAAGGAGGCCUGGGGUCGUACAGACAUCAUGGAGUCAACACACUACGACUCCAUCCGUGACGACUCCUACCAAGACCUGCUGGCCAUGGACGUACAGCGAGGCCGUGACCAUGGUCUGGCGGGGUACAAGGUAUGGAGCAGCUUCUGCAACAAUGGUCACUCCAACUCCUGGGAAGACCUGGAGCAGAACUUCUCUAAGGAACUGGUGCAGGAACUCAAGAGACUCUAUCAUGACGAGGUGGAGGAUGUUGACGCUCAGUUGGCGCUGCUGGAGAAACCUGAUGACGGUGGGGUGAUCGGCAAGACCUACACCUGUAUCCUGGCUGACCAGUUCGCCCGCUUGAAGACUGGGAACCGAUUGUAUUGGGAGCAUGAGAGUAGCCUCUUGACGGUGGAGCAGAAGGACUUCCUGAAGGAGUCCACCCUAGCACGUCUCCUGUGUCACAACUUGCCACUCCACGCCGUACCUACCAACGCCUUCCUUCCACCCUCAGACAGCAAUCCUCUGGUUCCGUGUUCUCAACUGCCAGUCGGAGACAUCAGUCCAUGGAAAGACACCUCACUCAUAGAGAAGAUGAAGCAGAUUAAGGAGGGGAAAGCGAGUGAGCAGAAGGAGGAAGCGAGUGAGCAGCAGCAGCAGGAGGAAGCGAGUGAGCAGCAGGAGGAAGUGAAUGAGCAGCAGGAGGAAGCGUCACAAGCCAAAGAGACAUCUAAACACUCUGAGCUGUAGAUGGAAGCCAAGACUAACUGAAUCAUGUUGAUCUUGUUGGUCUGUUGUCAUACUAAUGUUUACGGUGAUCAGAUAUUGUGGUCAUCAAAGUAGGUAAUAUUAUGUUCAAUGACUGUUAAAUAUUGCCGGGUGGUGCAAAAACAAAGAAAUUGCUGGGUUAUUUUGUUGAUUGUUAAUGGUGAUCCCCCGUCCCUCCCAGCCAGUGACCCAUGUUAGGCCGUCUAGUACACGGUGUUUCUUUGUACAAUAAAAACUAAUUUGUUAA